AAUGAUGGUAGUAGCAGUCAUAGGGCUUCUUUAUUCAUACACGAAAUCGGCUCAUUACAGACACUCUGAAUGCAUUCGUGUGCACCUCAGGGUGUGUUAAGAAUGCAGGAGAGCGCCCUGCUUUAAAGCCAAGCCAACGAGCACUAGUUGUGGUACAAGACAGCAAAAACUUCUUCAACAUCUGGCAACACGCAGGUUUCGGUUGACAGCGGCUCAGAUGUGGAGUUAAAUGCACCACGCAGAAACAUCUAAAUUCCUUCUUCACUGGACGGGACAAAGCAAGUGUUAAAAAUAAUUUUAAUGUGGUUUAACAUGCGCCGCGAUGCAGACAGUCACUGAAAAUAAUGGGAUAGUAUUUUGUCCCACUGCUUCUGUCCAAGAAAACGCCUUGUUAUCUAUUGUGGUAAUUUGCAGGUCAUGUCAAAAUGUUGUUGGUUUAGAACAGAGCCAUAUAUGGCUCUGAUUUAGAAUAGAUAACUCUUUUGACUCGUGUACGAUACUUUUCUUCCAAAUACGAUAAUUUUGAACUUCUGCUAUGAUACUUGGACAUUUCCAAUCUGGCAACACUUCGUCCGAUUGAGUUUUCCUCUCACGGAAGGGAUUUACCACGCGUGCAAGCAUCAGUUCUAUGCUCGGUUAUUAUUGGCAUUGAUUUGCAGUCAUACUCAAAUGCUAAAAUAGUUAUAUCACUUUGGUUCACAGCGCUUACUUUUUAGUUGGUCUUCAACCUGAAGUCUGCAGGUAUUAUUUAUACCGAGCAGUGGAGCCAUGUAUAUAUGUCCCAUGUCUAAUUGGAGAGUGGUAGUGACUGGAGCUAUUUACUGUAUAAGUACUUUUUUAAAAGGUCCCGCCCCAGUGACAGCAUUCAUCCGUUUGAAAGGUUUUAUAUAAGGUGAAGAGGGAAGUCAAGACACAAAGACCAACCAAGAACAGAACAACUCAAGAUACAGGAAGAGAAACACAAUGAACGCAUAUGUGAAGACAAACACAUUCUACAUUUCAAUCUGGAUUUGGCUCAUUUUAGGUGUUGAGAGCUACAGCGGUUGGUCAAACCAUGUAUUAACUAUUUAUCCUGGAGGAUCUGUCAUCAUCCCAUGUUAUUAUGACAAGAAAUACACACAGCAGAAGAAAUCCUGGUACUCAGAGAUUAAUGUAUCUAAAACAUACACAAACACAACAAAGGAGAAUCUGUCAGUAAUUGAUCAUCCUGAUCAGAGUCUCUUUACUGUGACUAUGAGAAACCUGCAGAACAAACACAAUGGACUUUAUUAUUGUGUUGUGGAGACUGGAGAAAAAGCAUCAGAUACAAUAUACAAGCCUUAUGUCAAGAUUCAGUCUACUCCUGAUGUGUCUGUGGUGAGCAGCAGUGUCUCUGGACAUGAAGGUGGUGAUAUCAGUGUUCAGUGUCUCUACAGUUCUGGAGAUCAGAAUAAAGUCAAACAGUGGUGCAGAUAUAAAGAUCAGAGAUGUUACACAGUGGGAAGGACUGACACAUCCCAGAAUUCAUCAGUGCAGAUCAGAGAUGAUGAUGGGGGAAGAUCCUUCACUGUGCUGAUGACUGGACUGAGACGGACUGAUCCUGGCUGGUAUUUCUGCUCUGUAGGAGAUGCACUGAAUCCUGUUCUCAUCACUGUUCAGAAAGACAAUGAAAAUAAAAGUGAGGCACUGAAUCCUGUUCUCAUCACUGUAACGGAGGCAGAACCAGGCACUGUCAGUGACAAAGAAAAUCAAACAAGGAUUCUCAAAAAACAUAAUAAUGAAACAAAAGACAUGAAGGAGACACAAAAUAAUGGACUCCUGAUUGUGUGGCUUCUUCCAGCUUUAGCAGCACUUCUGCUGUUCUUUAUUCUGGUCGGUGUUUUCACCUGGAGAUGGAGACGGAGACCCAAACAAGAUAAACCUCACAUCAGAGGGAGAAACAGCAGCAGAACCACUGACAUGACCUUCUCUAAACCUGAAGAUCCUGUGAUAUACAGCACUAUAAAUGAUGAAAUCCCACAUGAUCCCAUUAAUGAAAUAAUCUACUACAGCACUAUUGAUGAUGUUCCUGGGAGUGAAGUGAUGAAGUCUCCAUCAGGUGAAGCUAUAUACAGCAUAAUAUACAGCACUGUGGGUCCACACUGACAGCAACAGAGAGAACAACACAAGAACAGACACAAAAUCGGACUCUCAUCACACACUUUAUUUUAUAAGUUGAUCAUGGGAUGUGAAUUAUAUUUCCAAAAGGACCUGUAUGAACAGAUGUGAGAGUCAAGACUAUUGAUAUUUAAAACCAGAAUUGUAAAUGAAUGCACCGUUCAUAACUAGCCUACUCUGUCAAAAGUCAAAAAUGUAUCCUGAUAAAAUGGAGAGUGUUUCUUAGCAGUAUGUAAUUCUACAUUGUUUUAUAGUCUCGGUUUAAUUUCUUCAAUGUAAAAAUCUAUUUUAGUUUACUUGUACAGUGUUACUUUCUGUUUCUUGCAUUAUUAUAAACGCAAGCAUAUAUAAAAUGAAAUAAAGUAUUGCAGUUUUAUGUGUGAAGAAAUAAUGUGAUUCAUUUCCCUUGAUGGACAGUCAUUGAUCUGAUCUCAUGGUCUGAUGUGGUGAACAAGUGGAGCAGAAGUCAGUGUCUUGAUUUGAACGUUCAAGUGUUGCUUCUGUUCUUCUGUGUUUUUAUGGAAGUGGUUCAACUGUGGUGAUUCUUUUAUUAUUGGCUCAGGAUCUCCUCAUGAUCAUUGGAAACUGUGCA
Messenger RNA from Carassius auratus (goldfish), 2728 nucleotides. Its product is annotated as CMRF35-like molecule 8. NCBI's taxonomy places the organism in Eukaryota, Metazoa, Chordata, Actinopteri, Cypriniformes, Cyprinidae. Bases 964 to 2124 code for a protein of 386 amino acids. Gene Ontology annotation, molecular function: transmembrane signaling receptor activity. Gene Ontology annotation, cellular component: plasma membrane. The record is from RefSeq and is a predicted model, not a curated record. The transcript has 10 exons.